Messenger RNA from Perca flavescens (yellow perch), 3093 nucleotides. Its product is annotated as transmembrane protein 205. The transcript is spliced from 4 exons. The record is from RefSeq and is a predicted model, not a curated record. NCBI's taxonomy places the organism in Eukaryota, Metazoa, Chordata, Actinopteri, Perciformes, Percidae. The coding region runs from base 492 to 1058 and encodes 188 amino acids.
UAGUAAUAUCUUAAGGGUUCACAGAUAAUAUCCACAGCUGUCACACAAAUCUAGUCGACAGUCUGAGCAGAUUUGUUUGACUAUUUGAAUAACAGCACAGUGCAAAGCUGAGUUUUUCAUUAGUUUUGUUUCUGUAUCCUUCAACUUCUUUUAAAUGGGAGUCUGUUAAGAACUGUUCGGGAUUUUUCCAGAGCCCAUUGUGACCAUAGAAAUACUGAUGUUACACUUAGGGUUCCGCCUUCUUCUCCACUGACUUGUAAAAUGAGUUAGCAGCGAAGCUGUUAGCCACUGUCAGCAGGUAAGUUUACUUCCAGAGCCGAAGAUCUCUGCAACAAGCUGUCUGGAGUUCUUGUUCAACACAGAGGCUUUCGAGUGGAGCAUCAAGUGCUCCCCCCACCCCCCUCACAAGAGAAAGAAAGCAUUACUGGUCUUGCCUGACGGGUCUGUUUUGGAGACUACAGACUGGAGAAGAAAGAGGCUGAGCAGGAAGCAUGUCCACUGACAAUGAGCCCACGUUCACAGUCAAGCUGCUGCAGCUGCUGCUGCUCUCCACCUACUGGGGAAUGCAGAUUUGGGUCACCUUUAUUUCAAGCUUUGUAAUGGACAACCACCUGAACAGACACACUUAUGGGUUUAUCCAGAGUCGCCUUGUCCCAUUCUACCUCCACUUGGGAUCAGCUUGUGCCUUCUUUAACCUCACUAUCUACGCUGUGUAUCAUCCCAGCGACAAGCUGAACGACAGAGAAUCAUUUCAGAUCUUCAUCUUCUUUGUGUCGGUGACAGUCGCGGCUGUCAACGCUCAGUGGUUUGGCCAAAUGACAUCGGAGAUCAUGGCGGACAUGCACCUUAUCGAGCAGGCGUGCGGAUUGGGUCAGGACAUCGGCCUUUCGUCGAACCGCGAAGCUUACGCCAAGCUGUCUGAGACGGACGUCAAAUACAGACACCUCAGCGGUCGCCUGUGGCUGUACAGACUGCUGUCCUCCCUCUGUAACCUCUGCUGCUUAGGCUGCAACUUCUACAGCCUCUGUUACAUCGCCGAGAACCUCGUCACACUUUGAACUGACACAUAGCAGCUGUACUGUUAACUCUUUGAAAAAUUGUCCAACUGACUAAUCUAAAUGUAUAUUUUUGUGCCAAACCUGUAUAUAUUUAAUACAUAGUUUUUUGUCUCUCUGCGGUGUUAGGUAUUAAAUACAAAGUCAGGUAAGCCUUGUUCUCGUGCUUUGGGGAUUAAUGACAGGAUACAACUGCCAUGCUAAGAUUUUGGACCUCGAUUUGUGUUGCUUUUGAAACAAACGGGGCCACUAAAGCUGCAUUUCUCUCCUUAGGUUGUAGGGAGACAAAUCAGUUUCUGCAAUGAGUAAUGCCUCACCUUUCACCUAGUGUGGCUGAGGCUUGGUGGCUGCCUUGAUACUUUCCCUUCACUAUUACAAUUUAGUACCUUUCAGGAACCUAAAAGCAUUACAUUAGAGAUGUUUUAUAAUUGCAGUACCAGAGAAAUUAUAACAGAAAAUAGCCAAAUUUUUUUGCAUCUUUUUAUGUGUAAGCAAAAGAAAAACAUCAAGAUGUGCUCCCAUGCUGCUCAGCACUGCUCUUCCUGUUUGGGUGUAGUUUAAAUACUUUGUUCACAGUGUGGUGUCACAGGUUUGUCUGGCUCACCUUUAUGUUAACUUAAGUAAAGUAAGUACUAUCUUUAGCUCUCCUGGCUGCUUUUUCCUAAUAUGGUUUAGAAUCAAUUCUGCUUUUAGCCUUUUCAAACCACACUUGCACCAGUGGUUUGUUUAUUGGUAUAUUGGAAUUAGGAUUAAUUGGUGUUCGUAAACAGUUCCAUUGUAUUGCCCUGUAAUUAUGUAGAUGCUAUAAGAUUGGUUGCACAGCAGGUUGGUCUAGUUGUGAGAAAGGAUGGUAUGGUAGAAAGUAUUGUUUAGACUUGCUGAGGUGAUGUGGGUCUAUUACGACAAUAGUAUGGAGUCCCCAGAAAAUCACAGUGGGGAAAAAGGUUUCUAAACUAAUUAUGUGUUCCUGUGUAUUAACUUUUGCGUUACUUCACAAGUAGUCUCGCAUUGCCAGACCCAUCUCCACAGCGCGAGUAUGGUCUGGCUGCACGUGUUAACAUUCUGGUAUAGCUGGAAAAACGCUCUGGAUUGUUUAUUUCUUUAAACCAAUCACAAUCACGUUGGGCGGUGCUGAGACCCAAAUGCAGCCACGGUGCUCUUGCAAAAUGGAUAUACUGUAGAUAUAACAUAGAGCUAAAGGGGAGGAGAAUGCCUGGCGUGCAGGAUGUCAGGCUUUACACCCACACCCCUUUCACAUCAGAUCUACUAUUUGAAUUUCUCACAUGCUUUGCUCUGUUCUCUAACACCUCCGUGUCAGUCAUUAUGUGUUCAAACUGCUGUGGGGAAAAUGUAUGCAGCCAGGAUUGGAAAUUAAGCCAAAUCAUUUUUGAGUUGUACUCGCACUAGAGUUGUGUUCUGUGAAGUACUCUUCUCAGGUGUCAGAUUCUUUUUUAGUCAUAGUAUGAAUAUCUUUGCGUUGUUUGUUUUGUGUGCAGAGAGGAUCUGUGGUGUGGUGAACAAACCUCUCCAUGCUAUGAUGUCCUCUCCUUUUUGACUUGUCCUAGUUCACCUAAGUAGCUGCUUAGGUGAAACUCUUCUAUCAAUAUGUUUCUUCUUUCUCCUGUUCCUUUAGUUUAUGUUGGCCUGUGAUACAUGUCCAUUAAACCAAAGUAAAAAAUGCCAUUAACAUCAACUACCGUUACGUAAUCAGGGCAAAGGCAGCCGAGUACUAAUUCUGAUUACUCUUAUUUUUGUCCAGACCGAACUGAUAAAGGUGACUCUUGUGUGCCCAUAACUGGCAAAUAUAAUGCACUAUUACCUGGUUUUAAAUUGCACAAAUUUUUUUUUUAUUGUGUUGCUUGUUAGCUUGGGCAGUUUUAAAUUAACAAAAAACUUCAAUGCAAAUAAUUUCAAUGUUUUGUUCAUAAACAAAUAAGCUGUAUAGUUUAAUUGUAGAAGACCACUUUACAUUAUUUGUGGAUGUUUCUGCCAGUUUAAUGUUUGCGAUAAUGUGUUAUAAUAAAAAUAGUUCAUGUGG